GACAUCAUUUAUUUCGAGUCAUUUAAAACUUGAGGAGGGGAAAUUUUUGUGUAUACUUGUAUUUGUAUAUACACCAGACCACUGUUUAUUUUAUGAAACAGUAUUAUUUGGCCAUGUCUGAGUAAUUUGUUUCACUUUCGAUAUUUCUUUACCUGGGGUUGGAAAAUUACUUAAAGUCUAUAAAUAACCAAGAGAUUAUUAUUUAAGAUGCAGACGCGUUGGAUAUGAAAUUUAAGAUGGCAUUUCGGAACAAUCGCAAAAAGUUGGGCGAUAUGUCACGGUGGAUACCCAUAAUUUUGUCGAUGCCUUUAAUGGCAGCUACCAUAAUUGAUACCAAAGAACCGGAACAAAUAGUGUCGUUAUCAUGGUCUCGACCCGGUGGUAUCUCCGUCUCCUCUGCUUUAAACCGCCUGUACGUGGUGGACACCGGGAACUCCGCCGUUCUGUACUGGGACCUCGACUUGAAGAGAGCCACGACUGUGCUCGGGGGGUCUGGUAAGAAAGGGUUUUUGAACGGUCCAUGCACAGAGGCGAAACUCCAAAGGCCGAUUGACUUGACCGUUACAAGGGAUCCAUCUGUUGUGUACAUCACUGAUGAUAACAUUAUACGUAAAAUUGACGGAGUAUCUGAGAAAGACUGUGAGAUAUCGAGCUUUGCUGGUGAGAGAAGGACAAAGGGAGGGAUUGAACCUAUUGAUGGCCCCCUGUCGGCAGCAUCCUUCGGUGAUAUCGAGUACAUGACCUACUCGUUUUCUGAACAUGCAUUAUACCUACUAGAUAAUAAAACUGUUCGAAGGCUGGACAUAAAUGCGAAACAAGUGGAAACACUGCUUGUUAAUGACAAUACUGGGCAGCCUGUCCUGGGUGUUAUUGCGUUUGCGAUAGCCGAGCUUAAACCGACAAAAUAUGCUGUGUAUGAAACAACACAAGGUUUGUUGCGACCGGUUGAAGAUGUGUACAUUGUUCAGCCUGUCAUUCCUUACAUCAACUCUACUAAUAUGACCUCUCCAAAUUAUCCUGUGGCGCUUUCACAAUACGGUGGUUAUCUUUUUGCUUACGAUUUGUCCGACAACACCAUCAAAGUUACGAAGCUAAUAAAUUCUUCAGAGCAGAUAGAAACGAUCGCAAACCUGGAAGACUUCAUUGUGCUCCGACUCGCAUUCAUGUCUACUGAACAUGGAUGCAGCCUGUUUGCGUCUGACUUUAAACGACCGACCAUCAUUAAAAUCGCAAUCCCAGACACGAUAUGUCCCAAGUCCCCAUCCAGCGAGUCUAUGGUUAUGUCCAAUGACGGGUACGUAACUUACGUCUUGCGGUUUAUAGUUUCAGGCGUCUUUGCUGGAGUAUUUCUCGUUAUCUGCGUAGUUGUUAUAGCUGUAAGAAAGGGCAUGUCCAAAACACGGUCUGCAGAAGAUCCGAAUAAUGCCGAUGACAAUAUGCAAAAGGACGGUCUUAUGCCCGCUGAAGAGGAUAAGGGUACAGAAAGGGAGACAGACCAGGAAAAACACCCGAAACCCGCAAGAAACACCAGUAAUAUUGCUAAACGAGAUAUAAGUCUUCCUGUGGGUGAACCAAAACCCUUCUACGCCAGAAAGCGUUCUUCUGAGUUCCUAGUUGACCAAGAUGAAACGGACUCGCAGGACUACUUUGAUAUGAGCGGAGAAGACUUCCGUCUCUCUGCAACAAGCAUUGUCCGCGAGUGCUCUUUCUGGGUUGAUCCUGAAUUACUAAUCUGUAAAGAUGCUGUGCCUUCACAGCCCCCUCCACCUGCUACCGGCGUCAGAGCGAGCACCGACUUACGCACUUCACUUCGCCAGGGCAUCCAUACUCCCAAAGAGCGCGAGAAGAGCACGGGCCCUAAAUGCGGAGGCCCCGGAAUCUACGUGAACGUUCCACAGUCGCCUCCUGUACGCCCUCCCCAUCCAGCCCCAAGACCGUCCAAGCUGCUGAAAGGGAAAUGAUAAAACGUGACACCACAAUGAUACCCUAUAUCUGUAUGAUUCGGGUAUAGAAUAUAUUAACAAUUAUAACUAUAAUUUAAAUUCUAAGCAGAAGAAGAAAAGUAUUUAUUUUAAGAUGCUUGAGACAGUGAUAAUCGCACGGACUGCAAUUUACAUAAUCCAGAGUUACAUUUGUAUACUCUUCAAAAAAAAAAAAAGGAAAAGCGAACCAUCACGAACAAUCCCUCUGAUGGG
Molecule: messenger RNA, 2195 nt
Organism: Lingula anatina
Lineage: Eukaryota; Metazoa; Brachiopoda; Lingulata; Lingulida; Lingulidae
Source: RefSeq, a predicted model, not a curated record